AUGUAUUACGAUAAAGAGCAAUAUGAUAACUCAGUCGUGCAUGAUGUGAAACCAUAUGUCAUUGAUGAUUUUCACCUAGCAAAGCAGCACAGCAGUGGUUGCGUAGCGCACGAUGCAACAAAGCAGUCAUUGGCGAGUAACCCGCAAAGAUUGACGGAAACUCCCGUAAAUAUUUGUCAGCAAAGCAGUAAGAGUGAGCGAUGGGAGCAACAGGAAGAAGCGACUAAACCUUCAAUAUUUUCCCAAAAGAAUAGCAGUGGUCAGGUGGUCAAUCAAAAUGCAAUAUUCAAAUCAGAUAUUGAAAAUAUUCCUGUGGUUCCGCCUACAUCUAUUUCAGUUGCUUUAACUGAUAAGUUCGUCGAAGUUGUUGAAACAGUUGAAGCGGAAAGAAAGAAAGCCAACGCCCAGUCUGAAAAUCACGUACCUUUCAUUGUUGUCACGUUACUACGACAAUCACCGCAUAUGGUUCUGAAAGGGGAUUUGACCGAAGUAGAAAUUAUUCAUCUUCCGAAUAUUCCUGGUGUUGGAUUAGGUUUCGGUAUUGUGGGUGGCACCUCGACUGGUGUGGUCGUGAAAACGAUUUUGCCAGGAAGUACUGCUGACAAGGAUAAACGUUUACGUCCAGGUGAUCAUAUUUUGCGUAUUCGUGGUAUUAGUGUGUAUGGGAUGAGCUCACAGCAAGUAGCAACUUUACUCAGGCAACAAUAUACUAUGAUUGAAAUAGUAGUUGGUAGACCAGCAUUUACUUCAAAUCAGUCAACAAACGACACAGCAUGUAAGCUCAAUUCUCAACUGAUUUUGACCAAUGAUAUCAUGAAUUUGAAAAACGGUUCUGUCAACAAAAAUUGA
Messenger RNA from Thelazia callipaeda (thelaziosis nematode), 849 nucleotides. Lineage: Eukaryota; Metazoa; Nematoda; Chromadorea; Rhabditida; Thelaziidae. The record is from the annotation of a GenBank genome assembly.